Messenger RNA from Physcomitrium patens, 2967 nucleotides. Its product is annotated as putative aconitate hydratase, cytoplasmic. The record is from RefSeq and is a predicted model, not a curated record. Lineage: Eukaryota; Viridiplantae; Streptophyta; Bryopsida; Funariales; Funariaceae.
UUCCUCGCAUGCACCACCGCGGUCCCUACCGCAUUUCCUCUCCUCACUCAAAUUCUUAUGCCCUGCCUCCUUCCAUUCCGUCACCAUUCUCAUUCUGCUUCUCUCUCCCCCCCCCCCCUCUCCUCUCCCCUUCCCCUCCACCAUGGCUUCCUCCCCAGCAUCCAAGAACCCAUUUUCGAACCUGGUGACGGAUCUGCCUAAGGCAUCCGGAGGCAGUUAUGGCCAGUACUACAGCCUUGUUAAACUGAACGAUCCUAGAGUUGAUGAACUGCCGUACUCUAUUAGAUAUUUGUUGGAAUCGGCGAUUCGCAACUGCGAUAAUUUCCAGGUUCUGGAAGCUGAUGUUGAGAAGAUUUUGGACUGGAAGGUGACUGCUCCUAAGCAAGUCGAAAUUCCGUUCAAGCCUGCACGAGUUAUUCUCCAGGACUUCACUGGAGUACCCGCCGUAGUUGAUCUUGCAGCUAUGCGUGAUGCUAUUGAGCGCUUAGGUGGCGAUCCUGACAAGAUCAAUCCUCUGGUACCUGUGGAUCUUGUCAUCGAUCAUUCAGUGCAGGUUGAUGUUGCCCGUUCUCCCAACGCCCUUCAGGCUAACAUGGAGUUGGAGUUCAGUCGCAACAAGGAACGGUUUGGUUUUCUGAAGUGGGGAGCUACAGCUUUCAAGAACAUGCUUGUGGUUCCUCCAGGCUCUGGGAUCGUGCACCAGGUCAACCUGGAGUAUCUGGCCCGAGUUGUAUUUAACAGCAACGGCAUCCUCUAUCCCGACACUCUUGUGGGGACAGAUUCGCACACCACUAUGAUUGAUGGUCUCGGUGUAGCGGGUUGGGGAGUUGGGGGAAUCGAAGCCGAAGCAGCCAUGCUUGGUCAGCCCAUGAGCAUGGUUCUGCCUGGUGUUGUGGGAUUCAAGCUGAACGGCAAGCUACGCACUGGAGUGACAGCCACCGAUCUUGUGUUGACUGUAACUCAAAUGCUGAGGAAAUUUGGCGUGGUUGGGAAGUUUGUGGAGUUUUAUGGGAAGGGGAUGUCAGAGCUAACCCUGGCCGAUAGGGCAACGAUCGCAAACAUGUCUCCGGAGUACGGUGCCACCAUGGGUUUCUUUCCAGUUGAUCGUGUUACACUCGAUUAUUUAAGAAUGACCGGACGAGAUGAGGAGAGGGUCGAAGAGAUUGAAGCUUAUCUGCGGGCGAACAACUUGUUCGUUGACCAUGAGAAGAAAGACAACACAUACUCAGGCCACUUGGAGUUAGAUCUUGACACUGUCGAGCCAUGUAUUUCUGGCCCAAAAAGGCCGCACGAUCGCGUCACUCUGAAGGAUAUGAAACAGGAUUGGCAAGCCUGUCUGGACAACAAGGUUGGAUUCAAGGGAUUUGCUAUUCCCAAAGAACAACAAGACAAGGUGGUAAAAUUCACGUAUGAAGGGAAGCCUGCGGAGUUGAGGCACGGCAGCGUGGUCAUUGCCGCCAUCACAAGUUGUACCAAUACAUCCAACCCCAGUGUUAUGCUUGGUGCUGGUCUCGUUGCAAAGAAAGCGACUGAACUUGGACUAGAGGUCAAGCCAUGGGUUAAGACCAGUCUGGCACCAGGUUCGGGGGUAGUUACGAAGUACCUUCACGAAAGCGGCUUGAACAAGUAUCUCGAUCAGCAAGGUUUUAGUGUGGUGGGUUAUGGUUGCACGACUUGCAUUGGCAACUCUGGCGAUCUUCAUGAAGAUGUUUCUGAAGCCAUUGCAGCUAAUGAUGUGGUUGCUGCUGCUGUGCUGUCUGGUAACCGAAAUUUUGAGGGGCGUGUUCAUCCCUUGACUCGUGCCAACUACCUCGCCUCGCCACCUUUGGUUGUGGCCUAUGCAUUUGCUGGAACGGUGAACAUUGAUUUCGAAACGGAGCCUAUUGGAUUGGGCAAGGACGGGAAGAAUGUCUUUUUGAGAGAUAUCUGGCCCUCUAGCGAUGAGGUUGCGGAGGUUGUCGCAAAUGCCGUCUUACCGGACAUGUUUCGAUCAACGUACAAAGCUAUUACAGAAGGCAAUACGAUGUGGAACAAGUUGGAGGCUCCUGCAGGAUCUCAAUACGCAUGGGACCCAAAAUCGACUUACGUGCACGAUCCUCCAUUUUUCAAGACCAUGACGAAGGAUCCACCUGGUGGUCGGAGUGUCAAGGAUGCAUACUGCCUUCUGAAUUUCGGAGAUAGUAUCACCACGGAUCAUAUUUCUCCAGCUGGUAACAUCAACAAAGACAGUCCUGCUGCGAGGUACCUCAUGGAACGUGGAGUUGAUCGAAGGGAUUUUAACUCUUAUGGAAGUAGACGUGGCAAUGAUGAAAUAAUGGGUAGAGGGACAUUUGCCAACAUUCGGAUUGUCAACAAAUUCCUGAAAGGCGAAGUUGGGCCAAAGACUCUGCAUGUUCCAACACAGGAGAAAAUGUUCAUUUACGAUGCUGCGCAGAAAUACAAGGCAGAGGGUCACGAUACAAUCAUCCUCGCAGGAGCGGAGUACGGCAGUGGUAGUUCUCGAGACUGGGCUGCGAAGGGUCCCUAUCUGCAGGGUGUCAAAGCCGUAAUUGCGAAGAGUUUUGAGCGCAUUCAUCGUAGCAACUUGGUUGGUAUGGGGCUGAUUCCUCUAUGCUUCCGGAACGGCGAGGAUGCUGAUUCUCUGGGUUUGACUGGUUUUGAGAGGUACACCAUAGAUAUGCCUGAUUUGAAGGAUGUCAAACCUGGCAUGGACAUUACCGUAAGGGCUGACGACAGAGAAUUUACUUGUGUGCUGCGCUUCGAUACCCAAGUUGAGCUGACCUACUUUGAACAUGGGGGAAUCCUGCAGUAUGUGUUGCGCCAGCUGCUAAAUAAUUAAAUGAAUAUCUAGAUGUAGAAUUUAAUAGGCUUCUCAUCUUGUAGGAAAAGCCUUUCACUACAAGGGUUUUCAGUCUGAAUCAGCUGUUUUGCACAUUUAAACAAGUAAAGACUAUUUUCCAAUAAGCA